GGUGAAGUUGUAGUUCUGUCAGUAGUUGUGAGCUGCAGUUCGGAUACACAAAGUAAUUAUGUCAUGCUAGCUCUUUAAUUUCAUCUUUCUAUUUUGGAGCCAGGCCAUUCUAAUACCCCCAUUUUUGGAAGUUGUUUGGAUGCACACGCACGCGCGCACACACACACUAAUCAGGCAUCACGCGCACAGUGGACACAGCCAACUCUGGCCAGCAUCAUAUAUGACACAGUCCUCAUUUCGCGUGGACACUGAGUGGGCAGUGCGGGCGGACGGACUGGACGCUUUCUUAGGUUGCUCGCGGUGCUUGAGGUCAGGCUGCGCGGUGUGCGGCUCAACAGAUGCCUCACCGAGAAAUAAGCCUUUAAUACCCCGAGGACUCUAGAGAGGGUAACUCCGCUCAACUCACAAUGCAGACUUAAGUGAAGCCCACUCACGACACUCUACCGCGUCUCUGGUGGUGUCCUGCGCGUCGCGGUUUCUUGGGAAUAAGUAGCACUUUCGGACGUAGCUGCCUGUUUCAGAGGUAAACAGAGGCUCAUGGCAUACCUGUCCAUGCCUCACUCACUAGAGCCAGGUGAGCGAUAAUCUGAUCUGGUCGUUUCGGCAGUGGAGUAACACAAGUGGAGCGAUUCAACCACCAUGCCACCCAAGAAAAAGGGAGAGCGUCAGGACUCCGACGCCGUUGAGGAAAGAAACGCCCAGGUGCAGCUGGAGAAGGCCAAGUACAAGCCUGUGGCAUUCGCAGUACGUUGCAACUUCUCUUACACACCAGCAGACGACGACAACGUUCCUGUACCGGGCCAGGCAGUCACAUUUGAGUCCAGAGACUUCCUGCAUGUCAAAGAGAAGUUUAACAAUGACUGGUGGAUUGGACGGCCGGUGAAGGAGGAUGGUGUGGUGGGCUUCGUCCCCAGUCCAGUCAACCUGGAAACAAUUCUCAUCAGAAGAGAAGUCCAGGCCAGAAAAGCUGCCAAAGCCUUAGCCAGCAAAGCAGCAGCUCAAGCAGCUCAAGAUAUGAACUCAAAGAAAUACACUCCUCCAUCACAAGCCAAUCAGCAAGUGAAAAAGAAACCGGGGGAGCAGGUGGCUAUGUAUGAUGUAGUGCCUACAAUGCGUCCUGUAGUUCUAAUGGGACCGUCUCUGAAGGGCUUAGAGGUUACAGACAUGAUGCAAAAAGCACUAUUUGACUAUUUAAAACAUCGAUUUGAAGGCAGAAUCACUAUCACACGGGUCACAGCAGAUAUCUCUCUGGCUAAACGGUCCAUCCUCAACAACCCAGGCAAAAAGGCCUUGAUGGACCGGUCCAACACCCGCUCCAAUUUAGCCCAGAUCCAGGGGGAGGUUGAGCGAAUCUUUGAGCUGGCCCGCAGCAUGCAGCUGGUGAUUCUGGAUGCAGACACAAUAAACCACCCUCUCCAGGUGUCCAAGACCUCCUUGGCACCCAUCCUGGUCUACGUUAAGAUCUCCUCACCAAAGGUGCUGACGAGGCUCAUCAAAACUAGAGAGUCACAGACCAAACACCUCAAUGUUCAGCUGGUAGCAGCAGACAAGCUCGCCCAGUGCCCGCCUGAAAUGUUCGAUGUCAUCUUAGAUGAGAACCAGCUGACUGACGCCUGUGAGCACAUUGCUGAUUAUCUGGAGUCUUACUGGAGAGCCACUCACCCACCAGAGAUGGAGCCUGUGAACGCACUGGUGGCCCAGCUGGCUGAGAACACACUGCCCACCAACCCAACAGGAUUACAGGAGGGGCAGAAAAACAAGAAGUCAGCUGCAUCCAAAAGAAAAGGUUCCCGGGAGAACCAUCUAGACGAUGAGCCCCCCUCAGCCCCAGUGCAGGAACAGAGGACUGAAGAGGGCCAAAGAGAGGAGGAGGAGCGGCUUCUAAAGACUGAACCAAAGAGACCGCAGCACACCCACCACCAUCACCACCACCACCAUCACCACAACCGUAGGACGGAACACCACGUCCAAGGCCAGAACAGCCAAACAUCUGGUGGAGCGGAGGUGCAGACAAGCAAGGAGUACAACCAGAGGAUUCACCGCAGGCAGCUGCCAGAGGAUCGGGAGGAGGAGGAUGUGCUGGAGGAUGUGGUGGAGGAGGACGAGGAGGAGAUUCGCUAUAACCACCGGGGCCAUAAUCACCAGCAUCACAACAGCAACCACCACCAUCACCACCAUCACCACCACCACCAACAUCACCACCGCGGGGGCGGCCAGCCACACUUAGGGGAGGACUAUGAGCAGGAGCACAAUGAACGCAACCGGCAGCACAGACAUCACCAGCAUGUUUCAACAAGGACACAACACACGGAUAAUUAUCCUGCACAUAAUCAUCACAACUUCCACCACUAUCACGGCAGAGACAGGGACAGAGAUAGGGACAGGGACAGGGAUAGAGAUAGAGACAGAGACAGAGACAGAGACAGAGACAGGGACAGAGAUAGAGACAGGGACAGGGAUAGAGAAAGACAUAAAGACAAAGACAGAGACAGGGACAGAGAAAGAGAUCUAGGUAGAGAUAGAGACCAAGAUGCACGACAAUGGCACAGGGAUUCCUACAUACACCAGUGACUGUAGUUAUUUUCCCUGGGCUAGUGUAUGGUUGUAUGCUGCUCAAGUUAAACUGCACUAAUGGACGGAGCAGACUGUGUCAUCUUUAUUGACUAUGUUUCUCCCCAUCUUGUUUGCCAUUUUUUAUUUUUGCCCUUUGCCACCUGCUAUUUUUUUAUUGCAUUGAAUAUAAUCUCUUUUUUCAGCUCAUUUUCACCAAUUACAUUUGGCUCCUGUGCUCUGCAGCAUCCAUUAUGGAGGUUUAAUGUUGCUCAGUAUGGAAGCCAAAUAUGGCCAUGGUUGCAAUAGUCUGAUUUGGUCAUUAUUGAAUCUUCUUGUGGAUAACAGGAUUAUUACACCUCCUGGGGCAAAGUGCACAAGCUGGGCGUGCGCCUGGGUAUAUAACCUUACGUUGACUUGGGGCAGAGCGUUAUGACCGACAAAAGUUAAGCCUGUGCACUAGUAGAACUCAAGCCCUGUCUUUGUGUUACACCUGGGUGUAGCUUUUACACCAAGGAAGGAGCAAGUCUUUUAAGUUAGACUAAUCUGCCUAUUCAAGGCACUAUCCCAGGUUCUAGACCUUCCCAGUUUUGCCCUUACAAAGCUCAGUUGUUUGUGUUGGUGUUGGUCAGUUUCACAGGGAACGAUUUUAUGUUCUGCAUACAACUCAAUGAGUUUCAGUAUUUCAUAUCUGUAUUUAUUUCUUUUGAUUUGUGUUAACGAUAUAUUUUGCAUAUAUUUUGAUCAAAGAAGAGAGUGGAUAGAUGUGGAUUACUUGGCAAUACACACAGCUUAGCAAAUGUUCACAUGGAUGUUUAUGAUAAGAUCAGGAGCAGCUACGACUGGUAUUAGCAGAGCUUCGUGCACACACAAGUUCUAGUGGAAGUCAGUCGUACUAAGUCCAACGAAAGAGCAAGUUUAACGCCCAGCUGGUGCACUUGGCCCUGAUGUAUCAGGGAUGACUUUGAUUUAUGAUAGGUCAAUACAAAUGAUUCCAGUGCAACAGCUCUGCAGUAAAUCCUACCAUCUUUAAAAAUGUGGUAUGUGCUUUUUCAAAUGUUACAAUAUAUUUUAGUUAAAAAUGUGUUGGAUGCAAUACUAAACAAAGUUUCAAAUUGUUAGUAAAUGUGUGUUGGAGUAAUCCCAGGAUAUGACUAAAGGCUGCUCUGAAUGGCUAGUUUAAAAAAUCACACAAGAUUUGCGUCAAAUUGUGACAACCGCACUUAGCAAUCUCUUAAUAAAGGAUAUAUAAAGAGACAGUAGUUAAAAGUAAAAUGUUUCACACUGAGUAUGAAGUAAGUUCCCUUUCUGACAUUUAUCCGAAAAAGAGCUGUUUGUCCAAAUAUCAACUUAUUCUAUUUAUAGAGAUAUAAAUUGAUAGAAAACCUAUUAUGACUGAUUUAUCCAAAUCAUACAUGUCGCUAGCCAACAUGUUGAACAUCAUCGUGUUAGCCUGUCACACCAAUGCUGAUCUCCCCCUUACUACUUCUGGUAAAGUUGUUAAAUUUGCAAUAUUUGGGUUUUGGAGUGUAAGUUGCACCAAACAAACAAGUUAAGGAACCAAUCUUGGCCCAUGCAGAUAGUUGGGUGGGCCUUUUUUUUCUCUUCUAUUUUUGACAUUUUAUAACUAAAAUGUUAUUGAAUAUUGCCCAUAAGAAGUUUUCUCUGUUAUCUUGACAUAAUAUGAUUUAUUUCUAAUCCUCAGAUAACAAGAUGAGAUAAAAUUACACCUGCUGUUCUCGGCCUCCAUACUGUAAUGCAUCUGAUGAUUUCCAUUCCUGCAGAGCUUAACAACUUAAUUUAUUUCCGUCCAGUUGAAUGGUAAGAGUUGGUGUAUUUCAGUGUCACACCUGCCCCUGCUCCCAUGAGUGAAUCUUGAAAAGGCAACAGUUUAUUUUUAACAUUGGUAUGAAAGGUAAAACUAUUUUUCUACAUGACUCUAAAAGAGGUCAUACUAUGCCUCCUACUUUUUUAAAGGGUGUUUAAGCAUAUUAUUGACUUGCAUUUUCCCUGUCUGGAAAGCAUGAAAACCUUUGGUGACACUGACCUGUGCUAAAUGCUGGAUACUCUAUGCAUCUUCUUGUGAUAAAAUAUAUUGCUUGAAUAAAUCUCUAUGCAUUUGUAUAAUACUUCAUAACUGCCUUGUUAGGUUAUGUAAGGAGAACCAGAGAGCCUGUUGCACUGUUAGAACUUGACCUAUUGCGUAUGAUUUCUUCGAGUUGUUGAGACUGAAUUGACUCUGGUCCUUUCAAAAUUGUAUGUUUUGGUUAUAUAUGUGUAUUUUGUACAUUAUUUCAGGAGUUCGUUUUGACAAAUAUGCAUU
Molecule: messenger RNA, 4873 nt
Organism: Notolabrus celidotus (New Zealand spotty)
Lineage: Eukaryota; Metazoa; Chordata; Actinopteri; Labriformes; Labridae
Gene: cacnb2b
Product: calcium channel, voltage-dependent, beta 2b
Biological process (GO): regulation of voltage-gated calcium channel activity; neuromuscular junction development; calcium ion transmembrane transport
Cellular component (GO): voltage-gated calcium channel complex
Molecular function (GO): high voltage-gated calcium channel activity; protein binding
Source: RefSeq, a predicted model, not a curated record